This is a messenger RNA of Vigna angularis (adzuki bean), 1833 nucleotides long. Its product is annotated as AT-hook motif nuclear-localized protein 9. The record is from RefSeq and is a predicted model, not a curated record. Gene Ontology annotation, molecular function: minor groove of adenine-thymine-rich DNA binding. The coding region runs from base 505 to 1530 and encodes 341 amino acids. Lineage: Eukaryota; Viridiplantae; Streptophyta; Magnoliopsida; Fabales; Fabaceae. The transcript has 7 exons.
UUCUCAACCCCUUUCUUAAAUCUCAGAACCAUCACUCACACACACAGCAUCGUCAUCAUCAUCAUAUCACAACUCAAACAGGAGAGAGAAAGUGAAAAAAAGAAACUUUUUUAGAGAGAGAAAGAGAGGGUAGCCCUAGAAAAAUAUGCAACCAGAUAAGGACUUUUGCAGCUGAGACACUGCUGCAGAAGAGUUAGAGAGAGAGAGACUUAGUUUACUUUUCCUUUUCAAUUUUCAAGAUUUAUUUUUUAUUUGUUUUAAGUUUUUUUUUUUCAUUGUUGAUAAGUAUUUUGCUUCAUUGCACUGACACCCUGUUUCUCUCACCUCUUUUUUUCUCUGUGCAACUCUGCCACCACACUCUUCAUUUCCCAAGAGUGGAACUGUGAAUGUGCACCACAGCUUUUUGAUCCUGUUGUUAAAAUAGCUAGGUGAUAAUUUUCGGUGUAUUGAAUAUUGGGGUGAAAGUUUCUUGUGAAAGAUUCUGAAGGCAAUUGAAGUAAAUGCAUGGAUCGUGGGGACCAAAUGGCGUUAUCCGGGUCUUACUAUAUGCAGCAAAGGGGAAUUCCUGGAUCUGGAGCACAACCCGAGUUGCAUAUGUCACCUAAUAUUCGACCACUCUCCAAUCCGAAUCUACCAUUUCAAUCCAGCAUUGGUGGUGGUUCCAUUGGAUCCACAUUGCCAUUAGAGUCUUCUUCAAUUUCAGCUCAUGGAGUCAAUAUGGGAGCUCCUCCCGGGGCACCUCCAGGGGAGCCUGUUAAAAGGAAGAGAGGAAGGCCUAGGAAAUAUGGCACUGAUGGAACUGUGUCAUUGGCAUUGACUCCAACUCCAACAUCAUCUGGUCACCCUGGAUCCUUGGGACAGAGCCAGAAACGUGGCAGAGGCCGACCACCUGGUACUGGGAAAAAACAGCAGUUGGCUUCUCUUGGUGAAUUGAUGUCUGGUUCAGCUGGGAUGGGAUUCACUCCUCAUAUCAUCAACAUUGCAAGUGGAGAAGACAUUGCAACAAAAAUCAUGGCAUUUUCUCAGCAGGGACCUAGAGCUGUUUGUAUUUUGUCAGCCAAUGGCGCUGUGUCAACUGUCACACUUCGACAGCCAUCAACUUCAGGCGGCACUGUCACAUACGAGGGGCGCUUCGAGAUAGUGUGCCUUUCAGGCUCUUACUUAGUCACUGAUAGUGGUGGCUCACGCAAUCGAACUGGUGGACUGAGUGUGUCCCUUGCUAGUCCUGAUGGUCGUGUCAUUGGUGGAGGAGUUGGUGGAGUUCUUAUUGCAUCAAGUCCUGUUCAGGUGGUAGUUGGGAGUUUUCAAUGGGGUGGAUCAAAGACAAAGAACAAGAAGAAGGAAAGCGCGGAAGUUGCAGAAGUUGCUAUGGAGUCAGAUCAUCAGGGAGUUCAUAAUCCAGUGGCACUGAACAGCAUCUCACCAAAUCAAAAUCUUUCUCCAAACCCUUCAUCUUUGAGUCCUUGGUCUCAAUCGCGACCGUUGGAUAUGCGUAAUUCCCAUGUGGACAUUGACUUGAUGCGUGGGUGACAUUUCAUUCAAUACACACUAGUGCUGUGUAUAUAUAUUUCAGAUUGGUCACUCAUCUAAUUUUGUUGUAGUAGUAAUGACAGAGUGGGAAAGUACCAACAACAGAGUAGAGCCAGCUGACUUUUGCAAUUGAUAAAUCUCACCUAUCCCUACACCCAUGAUUGUUGACUUGGGGUUGUACUCAUAUUUUUGUAGCUGUGAGGAAUUUCAAUUUGAAGAUUGUAUGUUCUUGAUUGGUAAGAUACAAUUUAUGUCCUAUUUGGAAAAAUAAUUGACAUUGGGGUAGAUGUUUUAUGUGGUUUA